AUGAACUCUGCAAGCACAAACGCCUCGAACAAACGGAAGCGCAAGCCUCGAAAACGAGAACCGGCCUCCAAGCCCCAGAAGCGCAAGACGAGAAAGCCCGCCGCUGCAGCCGACGAGUAUUAUUUGCUUCGAGAUAUCCCGGAGGAGAAGCUGCAAGACGGCAAGAUUCAUUAUCUUAUAGACUGGGAGGGCACCGAUAAGAACGGCAACCCACAUGAGCCAUCCUGGGAACCAGCCGAGAACGUGACCGACGCUGCAAUCAACGACUGGAGGGAGAAGAAGAGUAAAGAGGCCGCAGGCGGUACGGACGCCGUUGCGCAAGAUACUGGGUCUCCGACGCAAACAUCGACGCAAGAUACGGAUCCGGUGCUUGCGCCGAAUUGGAGACGAAGAAAGAGAAGCGCCAAGCAUAGGCCUCUGGCCAGUUACCUCAAGUCGUCUGGACACGGCGAAGAAGGCGCGGGGAAGAGAAGACGCACAGUCGACGGGUCGGGCCCUUACGCCGUGACUGGGCAGACCGGGCAGCAGCUGUCGGAACCAAGAGAUAGGAUUUCUGGACAAGCGACGGGAGCGCGGUUCAUAGUUGAGCUACCACUAUUGACACAGUUUGACCCGUCAGAAUUCCACGUAAUAUCGCCGCUGCGAUUCAGCCAACAGUCUUCGCAAUCUCCACAGCCACGCAAACCGAAAGACCGUCGCAUUGUACCAGAUUCUCAGGAGAUUUCUGGCACCUCGGCGUCCGAGGCACACCACAGCAAUCCUGACGCGGUAGAAGAUACCUUCUCAGCUGCACAUCGCGCACGAUUACCUCGAGAGUUGGGUUCCUCUGCGCAUGCGAGUUCUGAAAUACCCUCGCACCAGCUAGACGUGCGGCCUUGGUUUGCAGGUCGACGCCGCGCCUCAGCCACAGACCCUUCGCAAUUUGAAGAGUCAAGUGGCAGUGGUGGGCAGAACGAGAACCUCCAAUUCUUAACACAAGUGCCCUUUGACUUGGACGUCGUCGCGCCCACAUCCCAAGCGGCAUCACCCUCAGUCUCUACCCAGGAUACGGUUCCUGCAUCCCUCCAGCCGCGCUCGGACGUGCAGCAUUCACAGAGAAGCUACGCGAGCCAGAGUUCGCUGCUCGUGAAUAGUGGGUCAACACGGGACAGUUCCAACUCACAAGCAGCACAGAUCGUCCAACACCUGAGCAGCCAGUCUCACGAGCACCACGAGCUUGCAUCCCAGAGCCAGUCCGACUUUGCAGUUUAUGACGAAGACGACGUCGUACCUAACACUGCAUCGCGACAGGCGCCAACCCAAACCGACUCGCAGGACUCUAGUCAAGCCCUGAGUGAGUUGGAUGGGAACACGAGGGUCUCAUUGUCCGCUCUGAACGCUCACGAGAUUGAAUCUCAGGCUGCACUUCUGGCAAGCCAAUCGCUAGUAUCGUCCAAUAGAUACUCGAAUACCACAGGUUCUGAGAUUCUAUCGGACGAGGGCUCACGCGCGCCAUCGGGUUAUCACGCGCAUUCCCCGAGCAGCCCACAGCAGCGGAAGACCAAGCGGCUGUCAGUAAUAACUGAACCACCCGUUACGCCGACUAGAAUGGACGGCUCGCCGGCGCCGAGUGCGCCAUUGUCGGCGCGGGAGAGAUUAAAGCGUAUACGGGAGAACGCGUUCAGCAAGUCAAUUUUCGAUGAGACUCCGGCUUCUGCAAGUCCCACAACUCAACAGGAUGCACCGUCAGGCAACAAGCAAGGAAAUAUUACCAUUCUGCAAGCCCGAGUGCACACUGAAGUAGCGCAAGCAGCCGAGCCAUCGCCAGCACCAGUGCCAGCUCUGGUCUCACCAACAUUCGUGGUGCCCUCCCUCGAAACGGGACAACAUGAACCGCGCAUGAGCUUGCAACCUUUGGCAGGUGAUGUGCCACCAGCCCCAACUGGCUCACUGCCGCCUGACGAGCUAUCACUGGGAGUGACCGGUACUUCACAAGUCACCUAUACCGCCACUCACGAGGAACAACCAUCGACAUUGGAUCCAUCUGCCCUAACCCUGUCAAUUGAGGGUGCUAUGGAUGUCAGCCCAUCAAUACCCACCAAUGAUGGCCUCGCAACUAGCAUCCCCAUACCAGAGGCGCUGGCUAUGGACGACGGCGGUGAGCUAUCACCAGCUUACCCAAAGAGUUUGCUGCCUUAUGCUCCCACCGGGCUCAACGAAUACCUCAUCACUCUCCCGUUCCACAACAGUAGCAGACCUCAGUACAACGACGUCCUUCGGAAGGAUGAGGACUUGAUUCGUGAGUACAGUACUUCGUUCCAAGUUUCCCCCUAUAAGACACCACAUGCUACGACUAUCGCAAAACUUGACGAGAUGUUCUCUCGCCUUUUCGACAUGUGUGAUUUCCCUCCCUUUCUCGAUACCGUUUCGGCCAUGGCUCCCGACCACAUAAGAAAACAUGUUAUCGACACCAAUCCUAAAUUCUCUUUCGUCGCGGAACUGCUGGACACUUUGAGUUCGAUGGGGUCCGAAAAGAAGAUUCUCAUCCUCGUCCGCCCCGGACGGUUGAUGGAUCUCCUCGGCAACGUGGUGCAAACGAGAGGCUAUCACUACGUCCGCGCAGGCCAAGAAGUCGUUGGUGUUUCACCCCCUCGACACGCGCUGACGGUCGCCAUUUCUUCCACGGCGGAUGAACCGAAUUUGAUACCAACAGACGUCGACGCAGUGGUUGCCUUUGACCACACAUUCCGACAAGAACUAGUAUCGUCACGAAACGAGGCAAGUCCUCCUAUCAUAAUGGCGCUCGCCAUAGAAGCUUCCAUACAGCAUCUCAACAUGCGGAUAUCAGAAAACUUGCAACCAUUAGAGCGCAAGAACGUGCUUGUGAUGGCUUUGGUCAAUGCUAUGCGAUAUGUCGAGGACCCAGAUCAUGCCGUCAAGCUCUGGUCGAUCGCGGACAAUUUCGCAAGGCACAUUCAGAUACCCGAUGAUGAUGAGUUCUACUGGGAACCACCACCGUUGCACGAGGACAUCUUCCAAGAUUUUCAUGCUGCGAGCUCUCAGACGCAACUGUCUCAGCUUAGUAUGCCGGGAUCUGGAAUCGAGAAACUUCCUGGGAGUCGGAAGCGAUCUCACGUUGACGAUGAUGAGGAGAUUCUAUCCAAGCGUCCCAAAAUGGUCCAGCCGCAAGUGGUUACGGAUGUGAGCUAUAUUAGUGACUCGUUGAAGAGCCUGUUAGGGGACGACUUCACUCAAGAUUCCGAGAUAGCGUCUAUCACUGUGUCAGUUGACAAGAUGGAGGCUUUGUCGACGAAAAUUGCCAACCUCCAGGCGGAGAUGGCAGAAAGUAAGCUACGCGAAAGGCAGUUCCGCCAGCUCAGCGACCGGUCGAAAACGGAAGUUGACAGCUAUGCGUCCUCAAUCAACAUGAUACAGACCAAGUUCAUGGCGGCCUUGAAAGACCGCGGGAUCUUUGAAGCCGAGUGUACGAGCGCUAAAGAAGAAGCAAAGGCCCUGACAGCCAGUCUCCAGUCUAGCCGGACGGAAAACGGUAAGCUGGAAGAGAAGCAUGCGGAGGUUCAGAGAAAACUGUCGGAAGCCACCGAGUUACUUCUCAACUCUUCCAAUCCCGAACAUGUCAGAAUGAUGCAACUCCAGAAGGACCUCGACGAGGCCACGACCAAGGUUGAACAACUGGAGAAGAAGGUAGCUACCACGCAGAAGGAUGCCGAGUACGCCAGGCACUUAUACCAGCAAUCAUCUCAGCGAGCUACGGAACUAUCCAUGGAGAACCGAGACUGUGAACGGCAAAUCGAAGAGCUCCAGCGCAAGGCUGAUGAAAAUAUCGUCACCAUCAACAAGGCCCAAGCCGCAAAUGACGUCAAGGAACUUACGCGCAUGCUCGGGGAGCAGAAGAUGAUCGUCCGUGAGCGGGAAGCGGAACUGAGCCGAGUCAAGGAAGAUCUCAAAUCAGCCAGGAACGGACGAAGGGGGACGCGCCAGUCUAGUGUACCGGGCAGCCCAAGACUAAAUGCCCUUUAUGGUGUCAUGAGCCCGCGGAAUGCAGGUGGCACGCGAGGAGCCAGCAGUCGAGGCACUAGUCCUGCACCGGCUAUGGGAGGGUUUGAUGGCUCUGGAGGAAGCUCGACCCCUAGCACACCGGUAUUCAACCAGUCUGCCGGGAUUAACCGAUUUGCGCACUUGAGAGACUCGAGGUUUUAG
This is a messenger RNA of Anthostomella pinea, 4200 nucleotides long. The record is from the annotation of a GenBank genome assembly. NCBI's taxonomy places the organism in Eukaryota, Fungi, Ascomycota, Sordariomycetes, Xylariales, Xylariaceae.